AUGACGAUCUCGGCCAAUGUGCGCAAGGAGCUGUUCGAGAUGACCAACAGCGAGGGCAAGCUCAUCCGCAUCAAGCCCACGGAGGCCAAGGCGGGCACGACGGUCUACUCGUCCAAGCAGAGCCAGCCCCUCAAGAUGUGGACCCAGGAGGAGCACGAGAAGUUCCUCGAGGCCAUGGAGAAGUACCCGGCCGGCCCCUGGAAGGUCAUCGCCGCCUUCAUCGGCACCAAGACGACCCGCCAGACCAUGACCCACGCGCAGAAGUACCGCCAGAAGAUCAGCCGCUGGCGCCGCGGCCUGCGCCACAAGGGCCGCAAGCAGGCGGGCGACGACGGCUCGCAGCACAGCGAGGCCGACGCCAGCGAGUACGCGGCCAAGGAGAACCUCUUCAAGGCCAUCGAGUACGUCUCGAGCGACGAGAUGCAGCAGCAGCAGCAGCGUCAACUCCAGCACCAGCACCAGCACCAGCUCCACCACCACCAGCACGCGGGCCGCUUCCCCAGCGCCAACGCCAACGUGAGCCCCGCGCGCUCGCUCACGGGUGUGCCCGGCCACGAGGCCCCGCGCAGCGAGCUGUUCCGCCUGGCCGAGCUGGCAUCCAUCGAGGUCAUGAAGCAGGAGCCCGUGGCCGUGCCCUCGGCCCCGUCGUCGCCCCCCGACGUCGAGAUGGCCGACAUGUCGAGCCCCGUGGUGAUCAAGCAGUGCCCCGAGGAGGUCGUGGCCCCCCGCGCGGCGUCCGUCGACUUCGGCGACAAGAUCCGCAAGAUGGAGUGGGGCAGCAACCAGUCGGGCUUCAUCCGCCCCAGCCCCGAGUGGUGCAUGCAGAAGACCGAGGUGCGGCUCAGCCCCCUGCGCGCGUCCCCCGACGGAAGCCCCUUCCCGGCGCGCAAGUUCGGCGGCGUGCUCAGCGCCAUCACUGAGAUGAGCUACCAGAACGCGCAGAACCGCCUGCCUCUGCCCCUGCCGGCGACGACGCCGAUGCACCCCCACGGCCUGCUGUCCCCCAUCCGUGUCGCAGGCGGCGCCGAGGAGCGCAAGAUGCAGCAGCAGCAGCAAUGCGGCGCCUUCCGCCUGCCGCCGCUCAACGUCGCGAGCGGCCAGGCCCCCAGCGUGUACUCGAUCCCCCCGCUGCGCUCCAAGAUCGACCCGAGCGUGUUGAGCGGCCGGGCCUACUACACGACCACGAACUAG
Phytophthora sojae is the source of this 1191-nucleotide messenger RNA. RefSeq lists its product as hypothetical. Bases 1 to 1191 code for a protein of 396 amino acids. The record is from RefSeq and is a predicted model, not a curated record. The transcript has a single exon. Lineage: Eukaryota; Oomycota; Peronosporomycetes; Peronosporales; Peronosporaceae. Gene Ontology annotation, molecular function: DNA binding.